AUGGACUUGCAUUGUGAUUGUAAUGAUAUUUCGGCUUCUGAACAACAAACUGGCAAGAUAAGUAAGACAGCAUUUAAAUUAUUUGGGAGGAAAAAAUCAGGGGGCACCAUGCCUAGUAUUUUUAAUCUGAAAAACAAAGGGGAUAGGAAAAGCUCCUUGAAAAUGGGGCUUGUUAGAAGCAAAACGCAUGAUGGAAUUGCUGAUAUGGGACUAGAAGUAAGCACCAAGGAAGAAUCUUUGAGUAAUUAUCAACUGGACAAUGAUUCCAGUACAAAAAUUGUCAACAGUAUGAGCUUUGCUGCUGGUGGUUGCGGACCUAUUGCUAAGUCUCACAGCUUUUUCUCUUUACUAAAAAGGAAUAGUAGGUUAGAAAAUGGUAAGGGGGAGUCAGUACAUUCAAACUCUGAGCAGGUGAAGGAGAAGAGUUGCAACAGACAAAAGAAAGGACUGAAAGGGUUGUUCAGCAGCAUGAAAUGGAAUAAAAAGGACAAAAUUAGUAAAGAGGAAAAAGAGGAGUACCUGGAAAUCCAUGGCACUAUUACACUGCCUAGUUCUUUGACUGCCAGCCUGGAAUGUGUAAAAGAAGAGACACAGAAAUCUUGCUCUGAACCUGAAAGUGCUGCACUGGAAAUGCAAAACAAAUUAUCCUGUGAAUUGCAGUAUGAUAAUGAGGACACUUUCACUGAGGAAUCAAAACACACAAAUAGUGGGAAGUGCCUUCCAGAAUUAUGUAAAAACUUGGAGAAAGUCACAACUGACCGCCAAUUAUUGGACCAAGAUUCUAAUGUCAAGGCUUUUGAACAGCUGGAGGAAAAACAGGAUGGAGGAUUGACUCAUGUGGGGCAGGAUGUACAAGAAGAAUGUAUUUCUGUAACUGGAUCUGAAUCUCAUCACACUCCUGAAGCUUCAACACUCUGUGCACCCAAUAAUGAUCCAUCCUCAGAACAAUCAAUUGAUCGUAUUUGCUUAAUGUUUUCUGAUGUUACAUCUUUAAAGAGCUUUGAUUCAUUUACAGGGUGUGGAGACAUUAUUGCUGACCAGGAUGAUGAGGGGAAUGUCUGUGAAAGAGGAGCUCCUGCAGAAAAGGGAAAGGGUGGUGCAAAGAAACGCUCAAAUAUUCUGACUUAUCAAGGUGGAGGAGAGGAGAUGGCAAGCCCAGAUGAAGUUGAUGAUGACUAUCUACAAGAAUUUUGGGACACACCUCCAUCAACUGUUGAACCUCUUAAAGACAAACAGGACCAGAGCAUGGCUGACCAAAUUCCCUGGAUAGCUUCAGAAAUUCCAACUUGCCUUGGUGAUGUGGCAGAGGGAACCUUAGUCAAACAGCUUCCUUUGAAUGAUUUUCCCAAAGCUAAAAAUGAUAAUGAAGACCCAAUGACCACUAAGAGUGAUCAACAAGAUUGUGUCCCAAAUAGUGAUGAGGGAUACUGGGACUCCACAACCCCUGGACCUGAUGAUGAAAGUGGGAAAACACUUGCUACCAGGGCAAGUAUUCCAAGAGACAGUUACAGUGGAGAUGUUCUGUAUGAUCUGUUUGCAGAUGUAGAUGAAAGUCUGACAAGUAUUGUUUCAGAUGAAGAAAUGUCCUCUGUAUCUGAACCUAAAAUCCAGUCUCCAAAACCUCUUGUGUCCACAUCUAAUAUUACUGCCUCCAACAUUACUACAAUUUCCAAGGAGAAGAAUGUAUCUGCUAUCCCCAGGCAUCGGGCCACUUCAACUGCACGACAGAGUGAAGCAAAUCACACUCACUGGCCUCAGACACAUCAGCAGUUGGUAGGAUAUGAGCCUGCAAGAACCAAAAUUCCUGUUGCUAAGACAUCAAUUCCUAGACCCAAUAACAAAGGCAUCACUGGAACAAAUGCAAAGGUCUUGGCAACCAAGGGAACUGCAAAAAAAAUAGUCUCUGAAAAGCUACGGUUGGAAAAUUAA
Messenger RNA from Hemiscyllium ocellatum (epaulette shark), 1929 nucleotides. It is a transcript of the gene amer2, whose product is annotated as APC membrane recruitment protein 2. The transcript has a single exon. Gene Ontology annotation, cellular component: plasma membrane. Gene Ontology annotation, molecular function: phosphatidylinositol-4,5-bisphosphate binding; beta-catenin binding. The record is from RefSeq and is a predicted model, not a curated record. NCBI's taxonomy places the organism in Eukaryota, Metazoa, Chordata, Chondrichthyes, Orectolobiformes, Hemiscylliidae. The coding region runs from base 1 to 1929 and encodes 642 amino acids. Gene Ontology annotation, biological process: regulation of canonical Wnt signaling pathway.